AUGGAAGAUUACUCUGAUUUCAGUGAUGAUCCUGACCCAAAAACAGCAAUUGAUGACAAUCUUCAAGGGAUUUCUUUUUCGCCUCCUCUGUGGGAACAAAGAUUAGACAAAUUCAGAGAAAUUUUAUUUUCGCUCAAAGUUGUAGAAGUCUGCGAUCUUGGAUGUGGAAGCGGGAAAUUAAUUUCUCAGUUAUGCAGAUGUAAAGGCCCAAGAAGGAUCUAUGGGGUUGAUAUUGACAAAUUCAGCCUUGAAGAAGCAGCUGAAGAGUGUAGGCCGAAUAUGGCAGAUUUUCAUUUUCCAAGAAAACAUGAGCUAAAAGUGUCACUAUUCCAUGGGUCAAUUCUUGACCCCUGCGAACUUAUCCCUUAUCAAAUUCAAUGUGUAACGCUAGGAGAAGUGUAAAAAUUAUAUAGAAUUGAGCAUAUUUACCCUGAAUCAGUCCCAAUUUUGACGGAAAAUAUAUUUAUCCUCAAUUUUUAUAAAUAUUUAUAAUGAUAAGAAAAUAUGAUAAUUCAGUAUAAAAUAAUAUAAAUAUAUUUAUCCGAAAUAUGCCAUAGUAAGUACACCUAAUAGAGAAUUUAAUGUAUAUUUCCCAGACCCAAAACAUAUGAGGAAUUAUGAUCAUAAAUUUGAGUGGACAAGGAAGGAAUUUGAAGAAUGAAGCCAUAAAGUGUGUAAAGAAUAUGGGUAUGAGGUAGAGUUCACUGGGGUUGGGUUUCCUAUUGGAUACCAAGACCAUGGGUUUUGUACACAAUUUGCGGUCUUUAGAAAACAAAAGUUUUCUUAUGAAAAAAGGCCUUGUAGUGUUAAGAAAGGACAGUUUACAAAUUAUGAAGAAUUUUUGUAUUUUUAAUUAGAAUUAAUGCGAACCGAUUAUUUAAUAAGAUAAUAAGCUGCUAGAAAUGGAGAAAUUCGUACCUAUUUAAUUCAAAAAGCAUAUGAAAUCCAAAAAUAUGACGAUUUUAAAUCAAAAUUUAUAAACAGCUUGUACUAUAGUUGCAACUUAGCAAAAUCAUGAAACUAUCUUGGCAACGAGGAUCCAAUCCCCCUUACUGAAGUUUUCAGAGUCCCCACUAUAUGUGUGUUAUGUGAUGGUUCAUUAAAUCGUCUGCGUGAGCUUAUUCUAUUAUACAAAAACUGUGGCUCCUACGAUUUUAUCUAUUCCCAAGCUUAUGAUACUCUAACUCUAGUUUUAUCUUCAGAUGAGUCUUCAGACUACUCAAGCGAAAAUGAAGAUAUAUAA
This is a messenger RNA of Blepharisma stoltei, 1243 nucleotides long. NCBI's taxonomy places the organism in Eukaryota, Ciliophora, Heterotrichea, Heterotrichida, Blepharismidae. The record is from the annotation of a GenBank genome assembly.